CACCCACCAUCACAUGGAGUAAUGUUUGUGACUUUGUGUACAUCAAUAAAGAAAACAUUUUUUUCCUCUGCACUCUCAAAUUUAAAUGUCAUAGGGAUUUCUUGUUUUUUUGAACCGGAAAUGGCAGCCGCCGACGACGAAGAGGCUUCAAUGUUCCUAACUGUUCCGGCAACAACCGGGGGGGUUAGACACAAGUGCCCGGCAUGCUUCAAACAGUACAAGAAAAAGGAGCAUCUCGUUGAACACAUCAAAAUUUCUUGCCAUUCUGUUCACGAUCCCAAGUGUGGGGUGUGCCAAAAGCACUGCAAAUCGUUCGAAUCACUCAGGGAACACAUCAUAGGCCCCUUGUCCAAGGUUAUCUGCUCAAGAAUCUUUGCAGAAAGAGGUUGUUCUCUGUGCUUGAGGCUAUUUGACUGUUCUGAAUCCUUAAGCCAGCACACAGAUAUAUGUUGCCUUCCAGCUCCUGCACCUAUUGGAUGUGUUCCUUCUAUAAAAAUUGAAGUUGACGAUUCAUCUUUAAGUGACACGAAUGAAUAUGCAAAUGGAAGGGAAGCAGUUGCCAUAGAUUGCGCAAUUUUAGGUGGGGGAAGCGAUGGAUCACUUGAUCUUUGUGCUAGGGUAUGCCUAGUUGAUGAAGAUGAGAAGAUAAUCUUCCACAGCUAUGUUUUGCCUCACAUUUCUAUAACAGAUUAUAGGUAUGAAAUCACGGGACUUACAGAAGAACACAUGAGAGAAGCAACGCCAAUUGUGGAAGUAGGGGAGAAGAUUUUGGAGAUUCUUCAAAAUGGAGAGGCAAUUUGGAAAGUGAGAAUGGAUGGUGGAAGAGCUAAGGUUCUUGUUGGGCAUAACCUCACUCGUUUCUUGGAUUGUCUGAGAAUCUAUUAUCCCGACCAUUUGCUAAGAGAUACUGCAAAGUACCAACCUUUGGCAAAGACAAAUUUUGUCAGCCACACUUUCAAGUAUCUCGCCAAGACUUAUCUAGGGUACGCCAUCCACGAAGGAGUGCACGAUGCAUACCAAGACUGUGUCACUGCGAUGAGGCUGUAUAAGAGAAUGAGGUUCCAAGAUCACGGUUUGGGUCAAAAUGAAGAAGGCCCACUGGCCUCCCAAGACUCCCCCACGGGCUUCGGUUUGUACAGCUUGAUGGAACUUGAGCACAUGACACCCGACGAGCUUCUUGAGAUUUCUAAACCAAACUACCAAUGCUGGUGCUUGGAUUCAAGAAGAGCUUCAUCUCCAUGAAAUUCUUUAGCGUACGGGCAUUGCAGUAGCGUAUAUAUAUCUUGUUGAACAAUGUUAGACUGUGAGUUUUGGUUUGGUAACUGAUUGUAGCUAUGCAGAAAGAUUCAGUCCCUCCCAUUUUGGACCAUUCUUCUUUAACUUGAUCCAGAAGAUGAUGCAGUCCUCUUAAUUGAAAGGUUGAAGAGUCAUUAUUAUCUUUAUUUUCAUACUGAUUUGUUGAAGGUGUGGCUAAAUAAGGAGUCAUCUAGUGA
Messenger RNA from Cuscuta campestris, 1493 nucleotides. NCBI's taxonomy places the organism in Eukaryota, Viridiplantae, Streptophyta, Magnoliopsida, Solanales, Convolvulaceae. The record is from the annotation of a GenBank genome assembly.